CACAAUGCCAUCAUCAUCAUCAUCAUCACCACCACCACCACCACCACAAUCAACCUUCACCCCCCUCCUCCCAUCCCAACCGCUCCCCAAAAAUGGCCCCAUCCGCUUCCCCUUCCAACCCCCCAACCUCUCCGUCAUGCUCCGCGACAACAUGACCCUCAGCAGCUGGCUUCUCAGCGGCGCCCUCCUCCAGGGCCUAGCUUUUACGGUAUUCGGCCCAAAAUCCCUCAUCCCGCCGACCAUGAUCCUCCUCUACCGCCUGAUCGACCACCUCCUCAUGGCCGCCCACAUCACCCGCAACCGCUACAUGGACCACACCCUCCAAACCAAAUUCUCAGCCCAGUACCCAACCACCCCAUCCACCACCCCGCAACACUCCGGCAGCACCCUCUCGAAAUACUUCCCCGCCACCCCGGCCGCGCAACCCCUGGUGGUCUUCCACCUGGGCGCCCGCGUCAACCACCCCCUCGGCAUGUUCGCCCCGGGCUGGCGCGACCUCGGCGAGUACAACCAGAAGAUGCUGGCGUCGAUGACGGCCGACGCCGAGAAGUACGGGCUACUGGGGGUGUCGCACUGGACCAAGGACGCGGCCGCCGCGGGGAACGAGAGCAUGUGGGUGUUCUAUCUGCGGGACUACGACGCGCUGCAUCGGUUCGCGCACGACGAGGUGCAUAUGAAUGGCGUGCGGUGGUGGGCGAGCGUCGUCAAGACGCAUCCGCAUAUUGCCAUUUAUCAUGAGACGUACCUGGUCAAUAAAGGGCAGUGGGAGAAUAUCUAUAUCAAUUCGGAGCCGACGGGCUUGGCGGAUGCGUGGUUUCCGGUCGCUGAGGGGGAUAAGGGGGAAAAGGGCCAGAGGAUGUGGGUGCGGGCGCCGGUGGAUGCGCGCGGCGGCGCGCUGCGGUCGGCGUCGAGGCGGUUGCAGAGGGGGUGGUUGGAGGAGGCGGAGAAGGUCGAGGGGGAGUUGUAUGACCGGAGUUUUGCUGCGUGAAUACAUGGGAGGUGUGU
Messenger RNA from Aspergillus uvarum CBS 121591, 1005 nucleotides. RefSeq names its product monooxygenase fmaE (gene fmaE). The coding region runs from base 5 to 988 and encodes 327 amino acids. The record is from RefSeq and is a predicted model, not a curated record. Lineage: Eukaryota; Fungi; Ascomycota; Eurotiomycetes; Eurotiales; Aspergillaceae. The transcript has a single exon.